ACUUCGCGUCAAACGUUCCCGGUACGGCAAGCGCGCGGUAUACACACCUACGAUCCACCUUUUAUCGGCGACGUUUUGCUCGAGGAGUCUAGCUUUACCGACCUUCCGAUCAGAUAGAAGGAGGGCUUUGAAACUAUCGUAGCUGCUCCCUUCCAGCUAUCGAGCAACGGACGGUACCCUCCAGUGGAAGCUGGUGAACAUUGCCCAGAGUGCCUGUAACACAGACUCGAGACCAUAGUUACUUUCUGGCUCGUCUAGCGAGUAGCGUAAAUACUUGGCGACCGGUCAGUCGUCACGCGACUGCUUCGAGCACGACUGUUCUUCCGCUGGACGGAAUCGAAGAGCCAUGAGAAUCACAAUCCCGGUGGUUUUGGUUUUAAUGGUCCUGGCAGUGGCUUCGUCCCAGGAUUAUAGUCAGCUGUUCGCAGGAUUCGGCCCUUACCUGAGGCAAUCAGCGGUAAUGCGAGAUCCACGAUCGAACAGGGGUCCAGUGCUGUUCCCUCCGGGCCCUCCGCCAAAUAACGCGGAUUCCAGCGGAGUGAUAGUAGGCGCGAGCGGCUACGGAUUCGUGCCACCCAACCAAGCUUUCUACAGGUUCUUUUACUAUUAACGGCGAGUGGAGGAGAUAGUGAAAUAUUGAGAAAUUUGUGACUGUUGCGCCAUUAAUGGACCAAGUGGCAACGACAAGAAUUUCUCAAGAAAUUGACGAAUUCGUGGAAAGAAAUAAUUUAGGAAGCAAGAAUUCUACGUCCAACUUUGUAUCAUAUACUUUAAUUAUUUUUAUGGUGCUUAAUGUGUUUCUAGCAACAUUCGCGGGCACCCCAUAGCAGUAUUUAUGUAAAGUAAUGUAUUAAACUAAUAUGUAUUGUUAAUGUUUUAUGCAAGUUGCGUCAAUGCAGAAAUUUACAACGGUGGAGAACCCCAAUUUAUUUAAUUUAAAAUUAUGCUCAAUGACAGGAAAGUCUUGUAAAACUUUUUUAUUGCAGUUGCAUUCGUUAAUUUAUUAAAAGAGUGGCAAGAGUGAUAAAGAAAAUUAAGUUUCAAAUAGAAAACGAUUAAUUACUGAGCCAUUUAACCGUAAACAAAUCUUUACAAUUUGAUACAUUUCGUAACCCUGAAGAUUUCUAAUAAGAUAUUUACGCGCAUUUUACUUCACAAAACUACAGUUUUACAACAAGUAAAAAGAUACAGCCUUUUUAAAUACAUGCUAACAUUCUCAUUAAAUAUAUACAGGUUCCACUUCAGCAAGUACUUUUAUAUCACUCCUUUAUCAAUCUUGAUAUACAUACAGUCAAGGUUCCUCGGUUGUAAAUCAAACAAAAAAGAAAAAAGAAAAAAAGUUGUAUCUAAAAUCGUUCGCUACGUUUUGAAACUUCACCGUCUAUCCGAGAUUGCCGUCCUUGCUCAAUUUCCUGUACGUAAACAAAACAGAUAGAAAUCGAGAAACGCGAACGUCAAUCAUUCCGCGGGAAUUAUAUUCAACAUGAUUGCUUUAAAAACGCGUGAAAUUAGCGCUAUAAAUACACGGUAACUUCCUUGCGGCGUUGUUGUUCCGUAUCGGUCCGCGAUACGCGAUACACAACGCGAACCACAAGGUGGUUACCAUGAUUCGGCCAACGUGAUUUCCCAAGCGUGUUGCCUACGGUGCACGCGUGCAUGCCCCGCUUUAUUACAUCACAUCUCGAUCGAUCGAUCGACUAUCCGGGCGUAUAGCUCGGCGGUUAGUCAGACAGGCUGCACUUGAAAUCGAAAUGCGCGAGGCACGCCGAGACCGGCACAUGGGCGGGAAAAUUGCGGAUUGUUCCGUCGAACCGGACCACUGUUCAUCGAUCACGAAGCCAAUCUGGCUCGACCGGUCACGGUUGAUCAACGUAAGUCUGCGCUGUACAUCCAGAGCUGUACAUAAUCCUUGGUGCAAUAAACUUAUUUUUGUUGUUAACGAGAA
Messenger RNA from Frieseomelitta varia, 1945 nucleotides. RefSeq lists its product as uncharacterized. The record is from RefSeq and is a predicted model, not a curated record. Bases 347 to 610 code for a protein of 87 amino acids. Lineage: Eukaryota; Metazoa; Arthropoda; Insecta; Hymenoptera; Apidae. The transcript has 4 exons.